GCAGCUACGUAGAGAAAAAGGCAAAGUGAAAGGGAAAGACUUCGCUUCGCAGCCAGCGCAAUGGUGGUGGAACAGGUAGCAGUAGUUGUGUCAUUUGUGUUGAGCUUGGUCGUGAAUGGUUUGUCAUCCACUGGCAUUCUUGGAGGUCAGUCGAUUGGGGAAAUUUCCGACGAGAAUCCGACAUAUGUUACGCCAGAUGGUCUGACCUUCAGCGUUUGGGCUGUGAUCUACACGCUUGAGCUGAUCCUUGUGAUUCGCCAAAUUCAACCAGCCGACGACAUGGAAGCAUUGCUGCAGAGAAGCUGCCCUUUGACAGGCUUGUCCGUUCGUUGGCGGUUGGUGCUUGCAUUCCUAACCAAUGCGAUUUGGCUGCCGGUCUAUGUGAACUUAUACUUUGGAGUAGCUUUGUUGAUCAUUGUCACAUACUUGGUGUUCCUGUUGUCUAUCUUUGGUGACUUGAACACCAUGACAGCACCAGGCUUUUGUGAAUGGCUGACCUUUUGUGCGGGAAUCGCAUGCAAUGCCAGUUGGGUGGUAGUGGCCACUUGUGCGAAUGCCUUCACUGUUGCGGGGACUUUUGGGUGGAAGGACGAAUUUGGAGUCGCUGGCACUCCAUUUGCUGCUUCUGUCGUGGCUGUGGUUGUGGCCGUCAUUGGCAUUUUCAUGGGUGUUCUACGAAGUGAUUUGGCAUGGUCCUUGGUAGUGUCCUGGGCGCUGGCCGGAUUGUACAGGAUGCACACCGUUGCGAAUCCAGAGUCCUUUCCGGAAGAAGCAAUGAGCCGUCAUUUGGCUCUAGUCGCAAUUUGGUGUUCUGGCGUGGUGCUCUUGGCUUCGCUUUUCGGAACCUUCUUGGUCUCCAGCAACGGCGCCUUCUCCGGAAGUAAAGGUUUGCCAGGUGCAGUGCCGCUGUCCUUGCCAUUGGCGACGAACCCAAGGGUGGCUACUGUCGGAUGAUUUGAGGAAAAUGAGUUGAUCCAAUUCAAGCUGGGUUUCUUUCAGCUUGGCUAUUGUCUCCAACGAAGUUUGGUGCAUGAGACCCGGAUAGGGCGGUGUUUGAUCCAUCAGCCCCUUUUUGGGGGGUCAACCGCUGCACUUCUACGAUCGUCUUGACGCAGCAAGCGCUGCACAACUUCCUGUGCCAGAAAGCGUUGCAGGAAUCUUGCCACAACUGCAAUAUGCAUACUUUGGUGGGUGAAAA
Molecule: messenger RNA, 1198 nt
Organism: Cladocopium goreaui
Lineage: Eukaryota; Dinophyceae; Suessiales; Symbiodiniaceae
Source: the annotation of a GenBank genome assembly